Molecule: messenger RNA, 1701 nt
Organism: Cynoglossus semilaevis (tongue sole)
Lineage: Eukaryota; Metazoa; Chordata; Actinopteri; Pleuronectiformes; Cynoglossidae
Product: olfactory receptor 51B2-like
Exons: 2
Coding region: 124-1227 (367 amino acids)
Biological process (GO): detection of chemical stimulus involved in sensory perception of smell; G protein-coupled receptor signaling pathway
Cellular component (GO): membrane
Molecular function (GO): odorant binding; G protein-coupled receptor activity; olfactory receptor activity
Source: RefSeq, a predicted model, not a curated record
UCGUCAUGAGAUCAUCGUCAGCUGCAGUGUUAAAGUCUGUGGUCUGUUCUGCCACCGGGCUCAGUCCACAACUACCGUCACCUUUGCUGCAGGUUGUUAUUCUUCUCUUUCAUACGAAUCUUGAUGUUGUUUUAUUUAAAUGAUGUGUCUCAAAUCUUCUUUGUCACUGUCUCGCUGUCUCUGUUUUUGUCUCUCUCACUGGCGAUGUCUCUGUCCUCGUCUCUGUCUCUCAGAUCUUUGAAAAUGUCCUCCAUGAAUUUUUCCUCCUCGCCGAACGUGUCUUCAGUCAGUCAGCGGGAUUCUAAGGAAGUCGCUGUGGUCAAAAACAUAAUUGUCGUCCUUCUCGGUCUCACCAUCAACUACAUCAACGCAACACUGGUCCACACCUUCAGGAAACACCAGAUCUUUUACUUGACUCCUCGUUACAUCCUCUUCAUCCACCUGGUGGUGAAUGACAUGAUUCAGCUCACCGCCACCAUCUGCCUUUUCGUCUCCAGCUACGUCUUCCACAGAAUCCAUGCUUCACUCUGCUGCCUCCUGCUGACCGCUGCUGUGUACACCACUUUAAACACUCCGUUGAACUUGGCCGUAAUGACGGUGGAGUGUUACAUCGCUGUCUGUCUGCCGCUCAGGCACGCCCGCUUCUGCACUGUCAAACGAACCUACAUUCUGAUCGGCUGGAUCUGGGUCAUGAGCUCUGUGUCCACACUGCCCGACAUCUUCUUCACCCUGAGUUCUGAGACCGUUCGCGUCCUUCACUCCAACAUCUUCUGUUCUCGGGAGGAGUUGUUCAGACAUCCUGUGCUUGUACAGAAACAGGACGUGUCCUACAUCCUCUAUCUGUUUGGUGUUUGGGCCACGCUUUUCUUCACCUACUUCAAGAUCUUCUUCACUGCCAGAGCAGCCAAACAAACCAAGUCCAGCGACGGAAACACCAGCAAAGCCCGGAAUACCAUCCUGCUGCACGGUUUCCAGCUGAUGAUGUCCAUGUUGACCUUCAUCUACCAGCAUGUGAACAAGGCCCUGUUCUCGUUGUUCCCCAAAAACUACAUCCAGAUCCUAUUUGUCUGGUACAUCAGCGUCCAGAUAUUCCCUAGGUUCAUUAGCCCAGUGGUCUACGGGCUUCGAGACCAGACCUUCAGACAGCACCUGAAAAAGUAUCUGGCCUGCAUAUUGAGAGCUGGUGUCAGACCAUGUACCACCACCAAACUGCUGCUGAUCUGUUAAGAAGCUAGCUCACAUCUAAGACUUUAUGAAGUAAAGACCGACAAUGGGAUGGAAAAAACGUUUACAAAGUAUAUGGUAGGAGAGGCAGGAAGACAUGAAGACACUGAUGUUGACAAAACAGGAUCAAGUUAGAAGGACUACAAAAAGACCCCAAUGAAGUAGACAAGAAAUAAAUUCUGGGAAGUAGGACGACAAUAAUCCAGGGGUGGAACUUCACAGGUUGAUUUGGUUGUGAAGUGACUAAAGACAAAAUAAUGCAUUAAAAUAUGAUAAUUAUCUUUCUCAGAUCCAGUACCCCAUUCCACAAUUCAUCCAGUAGGGGGCAAUAAUGCACUUUAGUUCAUUAUGAAAAAACUGCAGCGAGAGUCAUCAGCAAACCAAGAGUUCUCUUAACACUGCAGUUUGUCAAGUCUAUAAUAUACGAGCACAGACACCAGAGUUAACGUUAGCUACAACAGGUCUGAUACAGAGAAC